Rhinichthys klamathensis goyatoka is the source of this 10850-nucleotide messenger RNA. Its product is annotated as zonadhesin. The transcript is spliced from 69 exons. The record is from RefSeq and is a predicted model, not a curated record. NCBI's taxonomy places the organism in Eukaryota, Metazoa, Chordata, Actinopteri, Cypriniformes, Leuciscidae. The coding region runs from base 25 to 10710 and encodes 3561 amino acids.
GAUGCGACAUUUGGGGCUGUAAAUAUGUCUGUCCUCCAGCCUUGUCCAAAGGGACAUUACUGUCCUAAAGGAGCUGGUAUUGCCAAACAAUUUCCAUGCCCUGCCGGCACUUAUAACCCCCGUGAGCUCAUGGACAGUCAAAGUGACUGUCUGUUGUGUCCGUCAGGACAUUACUGUCCAGAUGUUGGACUUGAAGAACCUACAGGACUGUGUUUGGCUGGUUUCUGGUGCAGAGAGGGCUCCUAUUCACCCAGUCCUAUGGAUGGUUCUACAGGCGCCCCAUGCCUAGCUGGUCACUACUGUCCUAAAGGCACUGCCAGUCCUAUGCCCUGUCUGGUGGGAACGUGGUCUAAUAGUACAGGACUAAGUAGUGCUGAGGAGUGUCAGUCAUGCCCUGGAGGGUUUUACUGUGCCUCUAGCGGUCUGAAAGAACCCAGUGGACUCUGCUCAGAUGGGUUUUAUUGUGCUGAGAAAGCUGAGACUCCCACUCCCACUGAUGGGGUCUCCGGCCACAUCUGUCCAGUGGGUCACUACUGUCCUCCAGGAACCACUCACCCUGUUCCAUGUGAUCCUGGGACUUUUGUAACCGUCACUCAAGCCUCCCAGUGCUGGCCCUGCACAGCUGGCUGGUACUGUGUGGAUGGAGCCCGGCUGCUGUGCCCAGCUGGUUUCUAUUGUCCUGAAGGCACAGGGUAUGACUGGAGGCCUUGUCCAGCAGGGACAUACAGUCCUGACUCUGGUUUGAGUUCCCUCUCUGAGUGUAGGGAAUGUGUUGGAGGACACUACUGCUCUCUUCUGAGCUCCACCUCUGUCACAGGAGAAUGCUCUGAGGGAUAUUACUGUGUGCAUGGGAACAUCUCACCUCAACCUCACACGCAGUCUGCAGGAGCAGGAGGACCUUGUCCUGUGGGUCACUUUUGCCCACAAGGCACCACUCAACCUCAGCCUUGUCCAGAAGGCACUUUCAGUAAUAAAACCAAACUGAUCAAAGUGGAAGAGUGUUUGUCAUGUUCUGCUGGUCAUUAUUGUGGCAUAUCUGGGCUGACUUCACCCAGCGGAGAAUGCUGGGAAGGUUUUUACUGCAAACAGGGAGCCGUACUCCCCAACAGCCCAAUCAACGAUCACAGAGGAGGACCGUGUCCGACAGGUUAUUUUUGCUCUAGAGGCUCCAGCGCUCCUCAAAUCUGCCCAGAAGGAUCCAUCAGCAGUAGAGAGCGACAGGACAGCUGCAGCCUGUGUCCCCAGGGUUACUACUGUCCUGCCUAUGGUUCCUCUUCUGAGGGCAUUGAAUGCCCAGUAGGCCAUUAUUGCCCUACGGGCACCCAUCUCCAAAAUCAGCACCCCUGUCCAGCAGGGACUAUUAAUCCACAUUCAAGGAUGACCAGCCGUGAAGACUGUUUUCCCUGCCCUCCAGGUUUCUUCUGCCAGUCUCCUGGACAGAGUGCUGUGUCUGGACCGUGUGCAGCUGGACACUUUUGUCUCUCAGGAGCCGUGUCCCCCACACCCGUGGAUGGAGUGACAGGUGGUAAAUGUCCUCAAGGACACUACUGUCCCGUAGGGUCCUCAUUCCCUGAGCCUUGUCCACCAGGCCGCUAUAGCAACAGCAGCCAGAACACUAAGCUGUCUGACUGUCUGCCCUGCCCUCCAGGAUCUGCUUGUUCCAGUAGGGGUCUCUCCUCCCCUUCUCAUGUGUGCCAGAUAGGCUACUACUGCCCACAUGGUCAAAAUUCCAGCCAGCCUGCCGACUACAUCUGCUCACCUGGACAUAUGUGUCCACCUGGCAGACCUACCCAGAUCCCCUGCCCCCUUGGGACUUUCCAGAGCCUCCUGGGGCAGGCAGAAUGUUCUGUGUGUCCGGCUGGAUAUUUUUGUGCUGGUUCAGACACAGUAACAGAAGGAACCUCUAUACCUGUGCCAUGUCCUAGGGGAUAUUACUGCCCUGCAGGCUCAGAGUCCGGAGUGAGCUUCCCCUGCCCUGUGGGCACUUUUAAUGGCCAGUUAGGCCUGUCCAGGGAGGAUCAGUGUGUCCCCUGCCCCCCUGGUAAAUACUGCAGCUCCUCUGGCCUGGACACCCCUACGGGCAACUGUUCUCCAGGUUAUGUUUGCAACCUGGGUGCCUCGCUCUCAGAGCCAGUUGGAGAUUCCACGGGAGGAAGAUGCACAGCUGGCUUCUAUUGCCCACCGGGUGCCAGCCAUAUGGAGCCCUGUCCUCUGGGCACAUUUGGCUCAUUAGAAGGAGCAGCAUCUGUAGUGGUGUGUCAGUCGUGCACACCAGGACAGCACUGUGCAGAACCAGGGCUGAGUUCACCCUCUGGACCCUGUAGUCCUGGAUACUACUGUAUUCAAGGAUCACACACCCCUACGCCUCAGUACUACAACAACACAGAUGGUGAAGAACCUGGGGCUUGUACAGCGGAGGAUGUCCGUUCUCAGAUUCAGUUCAUUGGGGAUCUCUGUCCUGCAGGGCACUACUGCCCGAUUGGCAGUGCACGACCAGAAGCCUGCCCACCAGGUUCAUUCCUGGGCCAGCGUGGUGGUGUGUCUGAGACAGAGUGUCAUCCAUGUACCCCUGGAUUCUACUGUCCAGACUGGGGUCAGAGCUCUGCAGAGCUCCGCUGUCCUGAGGGCAGCUUCUGUCCGGCAGGUUCUGUAACAGGACAUCAACCUGACCGUCAGUGUCCGUCUGGUCACGCAUGUCCGUAUGGCAGCGUCAAGCCUGCCAUCUGUUCGCCUGGUACUUAUCAGCCUCUGCCAUCCCAGCCUUCCUGUCAACCAUGCCCACCAGGUUUAUACUGUAUGGAGGGUUGCACCACCCCGCUUCCCUGCCCUCCAGGCACUGCGAAUAUGAUUGAGGGGUUGCAAUCACAGCUGGAUUGCUCUCCAUGUCCUCCUGGAUUCUACUGUAACACCAGCGCACUAAUCAGCCCCUCCGGACCCUGCUCCGCGGGUCAUUUCUGCUCAUCUGGGGCCACAGAGCCUGCCCCAGUCUCUCAGAUGUAUGGAGAUAUAUGUCCGGCAGGAUAUUACUGCCCUGAGCAGAGCAGUGCUCCGUUACCCUGUCCUGUUGGUUUUAUUCUCCAGGACAAAGGGGGCACCUCCUCUAAUGACUGCUCCCCUUGCCCUCCAAGCAGAUAUUGCAUUGCACCAGGCUCCUCUCAGCCCUCAGGGUUUUGCGCUCCAGGUCAUUAUUGCGUUGGAGGUGCAGAUACUGCCAUACCUCAGGCCACAUUUUCUCAGAGGACCUGUUUUUGUGACCUCAUAUCUUUAUCCCACCUCCAAAAGUAUGAUCUUUGCCUUCUGAAGCACAACAUAACCUGUUCAAUUCACAUUCCAGGAGAUGAUGCCGGAGUCUGGGAUGACCUGGAUCCCAGACCUCUAUUCGAUUUAUCCGAGUCUGAGGGUUAUUCAGAAUUACGCCUACAAAUCACAGAAUCAUGUACUGGUUUCAAAGGGGACCUGUGUCCUACAGGGUCUUAUUGCCCAGUGGGUUCGUCUCUUCCCCAGCCCUGUGAUUCGGGCUCUUAUUGUAAUCAGACUGGCCUGCACACUCCUGUAGGCCUCUGUUUGGCUGGAUUCUUCUGCCCCACAGGAUCCUCAAAUCCUAGUGCUGUGCUUUGUCCUCCUGGACACUACUGUCCCCGAGGCACACCACUACCCCUGCCCUGUCCACAAAGCACAAUGUGUAGAUCUGCUGGUGCAUCCGGUGUAGAAGGUUGCCUUGAAUGUCCACCGGGAUAUUUCUGUGAGCGAAGAGGCCUAACUGAGCCCUCUGGUCUGUGCUCUGAGGGCUAUUACUGCCCUGGAGGACAGAACACAUCCAGACCACCUGAGUAUGUGUGUGGUGCAGGCCACUUUUGUGAAAGGGGCAGCAUCAUGGAGAGGCCAUGUUUCCCAGGUAGCUUUCAGCCCAGUCUCGGUCAGCAUAGAUGUGAACUGUGCCCUGUCUCCUUUUUCUGCCCUGAGAACGGUAUGACACACCCAUUCCCAUGUCAGCCUGGAUUUUAUUGUCCAAUCGGAGCAUCCAGUCAACAUCCCUGUCCUCCAGGGAGUUAUGGGAACCGGUCUGGAUUGGCUGAGUCUUCUGAAUGCUCUCAAUGUGACCCUGGGACCUAUUGUAUAGGGUCAGGGGAUGUGUCACCAACUGGCCCUUGCAGUGCUGGAUUCUUGUGUUUUGGAGGAGCCGUCACUCCCUCCCCAAAUGAUAAUGAGACUGGAAUACCAUGUCCAUCUGGAUCGUAUUGUCCAGCCGGAAGUUUUGCUGCAAUACCUUGUCCCAAGGGCACAUUUAGCAAUCUGUAUCAACUAUCCAACAUAAGUCAGUGCCAAAACUGUACACCCGGGUUUUAUUGCUCAGAACCAAGCCUGACCUCAGUCAGUGGACCCUGCUUAUCAGGGUUUUACUGCAGUGAGGGAUCUCCGACUCCAGCUCCUCUGUCAGCCGUUUAUGGCGAUAUUUGUCCUCCUGGUCACUAUUGUGAGAUUGGUAGCGCUGUGCCAACUCCCUGUCCAGUGGGCAGCCAGCGCUCUGAUAGCGGGGGAAAGGGCACAGAUGAUUGCAUGCCUUGCCCUGGAGGUCAGUUUCAGGAUCAGAGGGGGCAGAGCAAGUGUAAACCCUGUCCUCCUGGUUUCCACUGCAUCAACCUCACAAGCGGCUCUACGGGGGUCAGCACUCCUUUGGUCUGUCCUGAAGGCUUUUACUGCCCCAAUGAGACUCAGCCUAGAAACCCAGUUCCAUGUCCCAAAGGCACAUACAGUGAUUCUCUAGGCCUCAUUUCAGCAGAGCAGUGCCUGGUGUGCCCUAUGGGAUAUUUCUGCGGUUCAGAUGGUCUCUCCAAGCCCUCUGGGCCCUGUGCCCCUGGAUUCCUCUGUUUUGUACAAGCAACAGUUCCUAACCCCACUGACAACAGCACUGGCACUAUGUGUCCACCUGGGGCAUACUGCCUUCUGGGAAUAAGAGCAGGUGAAUGUUCUGCAGGCUACUUCUGUGACUGGGGCUCCAGCAGUCCUGAGCAGAGUCUCUGUCCUGCUGGUUUCUAUUGCCCCGCAGGCACACACAAGCCCCUGGCCUGCACUGCAGGCACUUUCAGCUUCGUCAUGGGCAACAGCCACAGAGAAAACUGUGAUCCGUGUCCAUUAGGCUACUACUGUCCGGGGGAAGCAGUAUCAGAGCCUCUUCCAUGUCCACUGGGACAUUUCUGCCCCAUGGGCACAUCACAGGGCACUCAGUUUCCCUGCCCUCCAGGAACAGUGCAGCCACAGUCUGGGACAGCUAGUAUGGAGGAUUGUCUACCGUGUCCUGCAGGCAUGUUUUGUGCUCGCCAUGGCCUUUCAGAGCCUACAGGGCACUGCCAGGAUGGAUAUCACUGCCCUUCGGGUGCCACGAGCCCUGAUGGCACUGGAAACAUGAUGGAAUCUACAGGCAACAACAUGUGCCCGCCUGGCCAUUAUUGCCCGGCUGGUAUCAGCUCUCCUCUCCCCUGCCCCGCCGGAACAUUCUCCAGCUCCCCAGGGUUGAGUGGGGCAGAGCAGUGCCAGCCGUGUCCUCCCGGGUACUUCUGUGAGCAGACUGCUAUGAUCCAUCCAUCAGAAGCAACUCUCUGUGAUGCUGGAUAUGUUUGUAUGAACGGCAGUCGUAGUGCUCGACCAGUAGAUGGACUACAGGGUUAUAUUUGUCCGAGCGGACACAGUUGCCCCAUCGGAGCUCCAUUGGAAAUGCCAUGUAAGCCUGGCACAUAUAGCAGUGCUCCUGGCGCCGCCCACUGUCUCUCAUGCCCUGCUGGCACUAUGUGUCCUUCCCCUGGCACACAGGAGCCUUCUCCAUGUCCCAUGGGUCAUUUUUGCCCUGUUGGCACUGCUGCAGCUGUACCCUGCCCUGUGGGCACACUGGGACAGGUUACAAGGGCUCAGUCAGAGGCUGCCUGUGUGCCCUGCCCUACUGGCCUCUACUGCAGUUCACCUGGAACAUCACAACCACAGGGCCAGUGCCAGCAGGGUUAUUUCUGCCAAGGAGGGUCUCCAAAUCCUGCACCUCUGAAUACGACUGGCUACCUCCGGAAUGGCCCCUGCCCACGUGGUCAUUUUUGCCCUUCUGGGACCCUAAUGCCUCUGCCCUGCCCAGCAGGCAGCAUUCGUAACCUCACCGGGGGUUACUCCAUAGAAAGCUGUCUUCCUUGCCCAGCAGGGCAUUAUUGUGCCAGCGAGGGCCUGAAUGCUCCAACUGGGCCCUGUGCUGCUGGCUUUUACUGCCCCAUAGACUUCUCCUCCACCACCCCACACGCCUUCCUAUGCCCUAAGGGUCAUUAUUGUUCUUUGGGUUCACCCCUGGCCUUGCCAUGCCCCACGGGACAGUACCAACCGAAUCCAGGCUCGGAUAACUGCAUCCCCUGCCGUCCAGGCUAUUACUGUGAGGAGGCAAUUAUUGGAGACCCCCGGCCAUGCCCGCCACAUUCCUACUGCCCUGCGGCCACAAUGGUUCCUCAGCCUUGUCCAAAUGGCACAUACACCCCACCUGAGGUCAGGGGUCUGCAGGAGGAGAGAGAGUGUUUGCCGUGUCCACCAGGAAAGUUCUGCAAGGCUGGACAGGUCAAAGGUCUGUGUGCUGCUGGAUUUGUGUGCAUCUCUGGCAGUUCAGAGUUCACCCCUCAGGCGGCUUUUCUUCUCAACAGAGACCAGUGUGAGUGGGGAGCGCAGUGUGCUGGACCAUGUCCCGCUGGCUUUUAUUGCCCUGAAGGUACUGAGGAACCUUUAUCUUGUCCUGCCAACACUAUAAGAGAAACCCCUGGAGCAAGUGCUAUACGUAACUGUUUGCUUUGUCCUCCAAGACAAUGGUGUUUAGAGGGUGAACCCAUCCCACGCUUGUGUCCACCAGGCUAUUACUGUGAUGGCAUAGCUGAUUAUGAGUCUGAGGGGCGGCCCGGGCCCAGACAAUGUCCCCCGUUCACAUACAGGCCCACAUCUGGGGCAGGGAGCAAGGGAGACUGUCUCACCUGCCCACCUGGCACUUUUUGUAACUCCACAGGGCUCACUGAUUUCUCAAGCUUCCUUUGCCCACCGGGUCAUUGGUGCAGUGGGACAGGUUUCCCAGUGCCCUGUCCUGCAGGCACUAUGAGGGCACAGGCCGGGGCAGCUGCUGUCAGCCAGUGUGAACUUUGCCCUCCUGGAACCUACUGCCCAGACCCUCGCACCACAGGCCAGCCUAAUACAGCAGGCAUCCCAUGCCGAGCUUCUUAUGAAUGUCCUGCAGGCUCAGUGACAGAGAUCCCUUGCAGAGCUGGUUCAUACUGUAGACCCCAGACAGGAGAGCCCAGACCGUGUCCAGCAGGAUACUACUGUCCUGAAGGAUCUCACACCUACAGCUCACCGAAGCAAGUAUGUACUUUUCCACAUUACUGUCCAGCCCACAGCUCUGCUAUGCUGUCCUGUCCGGACGGCUGGAUGCCGCUGAACACCAGUGGACUGAGGAAGUCUCAGGAGAGCAGCUGUGUGCUGUGUGGGGCCGGCACCUAUCGGCCUCGUUGGUCCCCUCACCUCCAGUGUCUCCUCUGCCCUCCAGGAUAUCACUGCCCUCCGGGCUCACACUAUUAUAGUGAUCGAUCCUGUCCAGUAGGGUAUGUUUGUCCACAAGGCAGCUCUGAGCCUGUUCCCUGCCCGCCUGGAUCAUAUGGAAACCGCACUAGUGCAGAAUCACUUGAGGAAUGUCACAAAUGCCCACCAGGCACCUUCAAUCACUUGCACGCCCAGAGAGCCUGUUUCCCCUGUGGGAGUUCUUCCACCUCAGAUGCAGGGGCGUCCUCUUGUACCUGCAUAGGCAAAAACCGUGCGUUUCAGCAGUCGGAUGGGUCUUGCUUGUGUAAGACCAGUUUUGUCUUCUACAAUCAAUUGGACUUAAAAAGCUUCAAUACAGAUAGUGAACUGGACUGUCAGCCUGAGGUAAAGAAGCGCUGUUGGGCAGGUCAAGUGAGGCUGGCCUCUACGCUGGAAUGUGUCGUCCCAUCCACCUACUCCUGUAAUGUUACGUGUGGACCUCAGGGAGGGACUUUGGAUGUAGGGAUGGGCAUUUGUCACUGUGAGAGGUACGUGUCAGUGGAGGAGCUGUGUAACUCUUCAUGCAUGUCCACACUACCGGUGCUCUCUGCCAGGCUGGAUACAGAGGGACAGCUGCUGUUGAGAAUCAAAGCCACAGAUGAAAGCAAAACCUGGAGCAGGAAUAUGAUAGAUGUACUAGGACCUGAUGUUCACGUCAAGAACAUUGGAAGGAUCCACUUUGUCCAGUUUUCUCCCGAGGGAGUGUUUGGUUGGAUUUUAAAAGACCCUGUGCUCAUUGACUCUUUAAUGUCAGAACCAGUUGAAAUUCUGGACAGAGAUUACAGGAGGAGAAGACAUGCUGAUCAGAAUGAGGUUCCAGCGCCUCUUCCACGAAUUCCAAAUCCCAUAGCAUGUCUGUCCCCAAAUGACAUGCUCAUCUUUCAGCUCACGAUCAACCACAUUGACCGCCACCACAGUCACUUCCCAGUAUACCAGAAGGACCACCUGUUCAGCAGUAACCCUGGCUGGGAUUUUGGGUCCUUCAGACGUCUGCAGCAUCUCGUCAUACACACACAGCUAAAUUCCAGCAGAUUUGCACAUGUGUUCAUGGAGCCGGGAAAGUAUGUGUUCCUGGAUAACGCAGUGCCGGACUGGAGUCUGAUAGUAGUCGUGAGUGAGCAGGGCUCUGAGUGUAACCCCACCACAGCCUCGUUCCAGCCCACGACCCCCGCACAGCUAGUGCGACAUGGGAUUGUCAAACAACACAGCUUAAACCUGCUUCCAGACUGGGGGCUCAUCACAGGGAUCUUGUCUCUGCUGGUGUUGUUGAUAAUACUGUUGACAGCCUCUGCUCUUGUCUUGAGGCCUAAUCGGUCCAACCUCAUCGCUCGAGGGAGGCCAAAGCCCAAGUGGCGCAGCUUGGGUGAACCCAGUGUUCCUAUUGAAUAUGUUUUUAAUACAGACGGUUUGGACGGCUCUGAGCCGCUAGGUCUGAGAGGGGUGGGAGAGGGAGCAGAAUCAGAGGAACUUGCUCUUUACAAAGGAGGUUUCAGAACUUCACUAAUGGACCUGGAGGAGUUCAAUGUGAAAACGCUGUAUGACAAGUUAGAGGAUCAGAACUUACAUCUGGCAUCCCAGCUGGCAAAGCAUCGCAAAGACACACAGGAGUUUUACAGGAACAUGUGCCAGCAAAUUGAUGCUUUGAGGGACACACUAGAAAAUAUGGAACCCUCAAAACUGAACCAGUUGAAAAAAAUACUAGACAGUGAAGCUCUGAUGAAAAGAGAAACUGCUCAUGAGCCGUGGAUGGGGCUGACGGAGGCCAUGCUGAGAUCUUUGGAGGGAGUGCUGUGCAGGAUGAAUGGGGAAGUCUGGCAGCAACAGGACAGCACAGCUAUAAAUAGCCACAGAGACAUCAGAGAGAGUGAACUUCCCACCAGAUACAUUCAGUUUUCCCCUUCAGACAUGCCCGAGUUUAAAGUGGGUGCUGAUACAGAGGCAGCUUCCUCAGAUCCAGGUCAACAGCAGAGCACCAUCCCCUGUGUGAGUGAAGAGGAACUGGCCAAGUUUGUGUCUCUGACGCCUCUCUCCAAAACACUGCAGGAGAUAAAGGAAUCUCUCCAGAUGCUUGUCCAAACGCCCAGGACUGAGGACGUAAUUAUCAGCCCAGCGGAGAGUGAACCAUCGCACCUGAUCCCUGUUGCCCUUGACAAACUUUCCCCCCAGCAUUUCGCAGUCUUCCUGUUUGGCUGCCAUGUUGCGCGUCUGUUGAGCAGAGAUUGUGACUUCCCCCCUGUCAUGCUGCUGUUGGCCAGGACGGUGCCAGUCUCGCACUGUGAUAACUUGCUGGCCUACUGUCAUAAAGACUUCUAUUAUGACACAGCCAAUCAAAUUCUGUACAUACUGGAGAAGAAGCUUCAAAAUGCUGGCCAGUUCAUCUCCAUUCUCUUGCACUCUAUGGCCUACAUAACCUCAGGUUUAAAAUCUCUCGACUUCAUAAAAGCCUUCCACUUGGCCAUAUCGACGUUAAGCAUGCAGCUGUUUCAUCAAUCUUUCACCGAAGACCAGAGGAAAGGAAAGAUGGACAAGGAAAACACACCGGAGGCCUUUGGAACAUUAGUAGAGAACUUCUUCAGUGUAAAAAUUCCUAUUGAAACCCAUUUUUCACAGCACCUGCUGGCAGAGAGACUUCAAGAAUAUAAAUACUUCAAGUUGGAACAGCUCCUGCAGGAACUAAAACCAACUCUGAAAGACAGACAUGGAGAUGGACGAGGGCAAACUGGCCUAAAGACUCAAGUCCCAGUGCUGUGUGUGGAGAGAGAAAUAAACAGACUUAAUGAAGUUUACCAGCAGCUCUCCUCUGAACUCCACAGGGCAAUGCUCAUACGUAGCCCACCGGAGAGGAAAGAGUCCAAGUUUGACAAACCGCUACAGGAGCAACAGAUAAUGCUGGAGCUGCAGAAGUGUCCGGUGGAUCAGAGGCUGAAGGAGAUGAGAGACAGACUUUCUAAACUGAGUCCUAAUGAAGACAGACCAGAUCACAGCAAAGUGCUCGCUCAGAAAGACAGCCAGACUCCCAGCAGACGUAAACCAGAGAAACAGACACCUGCCGCAGGGAAGUCUAGCAACAAGAAAAAGCAGAGCAAGCACAUGGACAAAGAUGAGGAAAAGCGUGUGACUGCGUGAGGAGUAAUGUUUGAAAAAUUCCUAAUAUAACAAGUUGCUGUACCAGCGACAAUCACUUUGGACCUUUCAGAAGUGUGAGGUCGAUAAGAUUUUAUUAUAAAUGUUUUUGAAGGGAGUCUCUUAUGCUCACCAAGGCUGCA